Messenger RNA from Phycodurus eques (leafy seadragon), 10181 nucleotides. RefSeq names its product zinc finger homeobox protein 3-like. Gene Ontology annotation, molecular function: RNA polymerase II cis-regulatory region sequence-specific DNA binding; zinc ion binding; DNA-binding transcription factor activity, RNA polymerase II-specific. Gene Ontology annotation, cellular component: nucleus. NCBI's taxonomy places the organism in Eukaryota, Metazoa, Chordata, Actinopteri, Syngnathiformes, Syngnathidae. The coding region runs from base 317 to 8617 and encodes 2766 amino acids. The record is from RefSeq and is a predicted model, not a curated record. The transcript has 11 exons. Gene Ontology annotation, biological process: regulation of neuron differentiation; brain development; regulation of transcription by RNA polymerase II.
CGCCCACCCAGCCUGCACCCGUCUUGUGUGUUUACUCCAGCCUCCCUUGCCUGCAUGUAGCUUUAAUCAACACUGUUUGCUAAACAACUUGGAAGACGGCUGCGCUCGCCUGUUUCUCUCCCCCUCAUCCUUCCUUCCUUCCUUCCUUCACUCCUCCGCUUCCUUCGCCAGGAUCGAGCCAAAACAACAAAAACGGGGAAUGCGUGCUUGCUUUUUCGGACUACUACUACGACGCCACCCUCGAGCCUGCGGAGACUGGAGCCGGAGCCGCUGCAGAAAUGUGGGGUGGUGAUGCUCGGCAGCUGUAGCCUCCGCUAUGGACAUCGGUGAGGGAGGAGGAGAGGAUGGAGGGGGAGGAGAGGACAGAGAUGCAGACCUCAGUCCCCAGGCUUUAUCUUGCCCUCUCCUGCCCCUGGCGUUCAUUCCCAAGGAGGUGUCAGCCUCUCGUACCUCAGCUGGGGCUCCUUCCAAAGAGCUCCCGGCCCCGCGUGAGAAGCAGGGUGAGGGGGGCGCCGAGGGGUCCCGGGCUGGAGGAGAGACCCAGGUAGGGGGGCAGAAGGACGGACCCCGUCACACACGUCAAGAGGAUGGCGCAUGCCAAAAGCGGUGGAUGAAAGAGAUCUUCUGGGAGGGAUAUCCAUCAGGGCAAAACGGGCAGGGGCAGGCAGGCAUGGGAGUGAAGUCGGAAACAGGGGGUUUCCCAAAAUCCGUCAGCAGCAGCAGAGGAGGGGAGGAGAAAGAUGAGGAGGAGGCCAUCUCAAACCAAAGCCAAAACAAAUCCAAAUGUUCUUUAUUACCUCAACAGAGCCAGCAAAGCGGUUCUUCCAGCACGGCAAAGGCCAGUGGCAUGUUCGACAGCAAAACAGCCGCCUCUCCAAAGUCCUCCCAGACUCCCCCCACCUCUCCAAAAGCCUCCUCUUUUCUUUCCACCUCUCCAAAGCACUUCACCUGUCCAUCUUACUCUUCUGCCCUGCUGAGUGACACAGAGGCAAAAGACCCAACGGGAGAUCAGGGCUGGAUUUCUAGCUUUCCUCAGAGCUUUAAAUCCCAGCAGUCAAGUCUGGCUUUCCCAUUGGCAGGUGUGGAGGGAGCCAGUGCGCCUGCUGAGGACGACGGGCCGGCAGGGGUUCCUCACUCUUCCAUUUCCAACGGAGAUGUUGCCAAAGCUCUAGAACCAAAUGACAGCCAACUUGAGACAGACAUGGAUGACGAGAGAGACAACGAAGCAGAACAGAAAGAUGCUGUCCCCAAAAACCUCAACCAAGACCUCUCCCCAAAUUCACUGACGAAUCACAUGACUGCAAUGCACUCGCGCAAUUCCUGCAAGACGCUGAAAUGCCCCAAGUGUAACUGGCACUACAAGUCUCAGCAUACACUGCAACUCCACAUGAAAGAGAAACAUCCCGAGCCAGGCGGCCAGUGUGUGUGCGGCGCCUCCGGCGGGAAGUGCGUUUGUGGCAGUUCGACACGGGGUGUGUGUGGCUACUGCAGUUCAGGGAAACCCCAUCCCCGCUUGGCCCGGGGCGAAACCUAUGCCUGUGGCUACAAGCCCUACCGCUGUGAGGUGUGUGACUACGCUACCUCUUCGAAAGGCAACCUCAGCAUACACAUGCAGUCAGAUAAACACCUUAACAACGUGCAAAAUGGGACACACACCAAUGGCCAGAUACACACUUCGCAAGUUAGUAACGACAAUAGUAGCUCCUCUAACGGGGCCACAGUGGACGAGCAGGCAUACAAGCACUCGCUUUCCGUUCCCACAUCUACCGCCCACCCAGCCAAGCUCACACUACCUGCGCACUCUCCGUCGCAUGGCAAGCGGUGGCGGUGUGACGUCUGCGACUAUGAGACGAGCAUCGCCCGCAACCUGCGCAUACACACCACCAGUGAGAAACACACGCAUAACAUGCUGAGGCUGCAGAGGGGUUACUACCUGUCCCACUGCAGGAGCCUUACUCCCCAUCUGAAACACUUACAGAACGCAGGUGGAGAGCUGUCCUUGAACAUGAGACUGACCACGCAACAAGUCACAGAACUGCCUGUCACCCUCGGUUCAACGCUGACUCCUUCCCCGUCGCCUUCACCCUCUCCCCCGCCAGCGCUGUCUUUGUCUCCCACCGGACCGCUCUCCCAGGGUGUGUUCCAGUGCCUCAUCUGCUCCUGCUUUUCGUCUGAUAGCUUAGAAUCCGUGGAGCAGCACCUGAACACGCCUCGCUCCCUGCCCCAGUCUGAAUGGUGCUCUCUGGUCGCCGGUGGCUGCCACUGCAGGCUGUGCGGCUACACCACCCCACUGAGGGCUAACUUCUCCUUGCACUGCCAGACUGACAGGCACAGAACCCGCUACCAGCUUACAUCACAUGUUCAAGAAGGGGGCGACCGGGGUCAGGAAGGUGCCGCCUUGUUAGCUAAGGGCAACCCUAUUCAGCUUAGGUGCAACCUGUGCGAGUAUGCAACGAGCAGUUUGGAGAAGCUACAAGGACAUUCCCGGAGUUCCCACCAUGAGUCCAGUGUUCGGGUUUACAGAUUCCUGCAGCAGUAUGAUGGCGAGGUCGAUGGCGGUUCGUAUCUAUUCCAUUGUCUCCUAUGCAACCACUCUUGUUCCUCCAAGCUUCAAGUUUUAAAACACAGUCAAACUCAGACCCAUCAGCAGAGGGAGGGGCUGCUCCAGCUGCAGCCAAUGGGCGGAGAGGAGCUGGCAGCAAUUUUCACUAUCACAAAAAGCCCUGAUGGGGUCACAGGAGAACUUAAUGAGGAUAUGGAAAAUUCCAGCGAGGUCAUCACCAGUCCUUUGGACCAAACCAAAGACAACUUGAGGGUUAAGCAGAGUGAUAAAGAGACUGAAGAAAAUGUGACAGAGGAUGGAGACAAGAGGGAGUCAUUCAAGCGUCAAGCGUCUGGAUGUGGGGAAAUGGAAAACUCCAUCACAACCAAACGACCCCGAGCACACCAGCAAAGCGAGAACCAGCAGACUGUCCAGUGCCCUUUGUGCCAAGCUCAAAUCCCAUACGCAAACCUUCGACCACACCUCACGCAUGUGCACAGUGUGGCACAGGACUGUGUAGAUAAGCUCAUCAGCACAGUCACACGAUCCAAUAAACAAGUUCAGCCUCAGCUGGAAAAUGAACUGCCAUCUGACAUGAAAAAUAGCCAGACACGUAGUUCUCACACAAUGGAUUCCGUUACCUCAGCUGAGUCACCAAAAAAGAAAAGCAUUUCAGGAGAGAACACAGAGGGAAAUGUAGCCGCACCCAAAGAUGUUACAGCUCUACUCACCCCACCUCUUGAAGACAACGCCACUCACCCUUCCAAUGGAAGACUGGUUCCUCAAUCUCUGACUCACACACCUCCCUCCUCCCCUACCGCCGACCUCCCUCUGCUUGCUGAUCGCCAUGGUUACCGGUUUCGUUGCAGCAGGUGCAGCCUGGCGUUCCCCACUCAGGAGAAGCUCCAACUUCACUGGCAGUACCAUGCCAUGAGGGCAGCGACAGAAUGCCCCCUCUGCUCCAGACAGUGUCGCAGUCAGGAGGCCCUGCAGAGGCACAUGCAGAAUACACACUCGCAGCCGGACAACACUCAGAAUACAGCGUCACUGCCUCAUAUGACACAAUACGUAGAACACAGUAAGAGCUCAUUCCAACAAGACGAAAGUUUAUCACCCCAAGCUGGCCAAGAAGCCGGUGACGAUGAAGAACUGCAAGAAGAAGACGAAGAAGGAAAGGAACACAAAGAGGAAUGGAAAACUAAAGACAAAUACCUAACUGGUGAAACUGGUCAGGGUGAUGAUGAAUUAACUGAGCCAGAAAAAGUACUAAAUGAUGAAAUUCCAUCAGAACCUAGUUCAAUUUCUCUUACCAAAAAGAGCUGUAACCCAACAAUGGACCGAUAUUUGGAUCCAGCAAGGCCGUACAAGUGCACCGUAUGUUCUGAAUCUUUCACCCAGAAGACAAUUCUUCUGGUUCACUACAAUUCAGUGUCCCAUCUCCACCGAGCCAGACGAGCCCUGCAGGAAUCGAACACAAAUGUCUCUACCCCAGAGGGUCCCCGUGGCCAAGAUCCUCGACCUUACCGAUGCAGACUAUGUGGUGUGAGCUAUAGCCAGAGCUCCACAUUGGACAUACAUCUACGCUCAGUUCUUCACCAAACAAGAGCUCGUGCUGCACAGAACCCAGGUACACAAACACCAGUGUCUAGUGUAGCUACUCCAGUAUCCACCACCACCACUACUACUGCUACUCAGUCUGCUAUUACUGGUAAGGAGACGUGUUGUUUGCCUUUCACCAAGAAGCCAGAUGUAACUACUACUUCAUCAGGAUCAGUAGCUGAGUUCCAAUCCACUGUCUCAACCGAAGGUCAACAGGCUAAAAAGAGAGUGGCAGAACUGAUAGCAUCAAGAAACCAGCUACUACUAAUGCAACAGCAGCAGUUGGCUCAGGCACAGGCCCAAGCCCAGUUACAACACACAGCAUUGCUCCAGGCCCAAGUGAUGCAGCAUCUCCCUAUCGGACCAGAGAGUCUCUUUCAGCACUUCUCUUUGGCACCAGACAACUUGCUGUCUCUGCAGCAACAACUUCUUCUGCCCUUUUACUUUCCGGGAGACAUGAAACUUAACACAGAGUUGGCAAUAAAGAGCUUGGAACAUACCCAAUCUGAGGCAGCCAAGUCUACCCCGAGUGAACAGAUGAAUGGAGAGGCCAAAAAAGAGAACAAACCUCAAACAGAUGAAAAACAUAUUCAGAAUCAAUUUUCAUCCUCAGAUGAUAUCCAAACAAAAGAUAUGUCUUUUGACGUCCAAAUUGAAUAUGGCAGUGGAUCCUCCAGCAGCCCAAAAGAAAAAGAAUAUAUCAGAAGUCUUAUUGACGAAAAAGAAAUGUCUGCUCCUGUUGUUAAAAAUGAGAGUCAAACACAGGAAAAUGAUUCAUCCACAGUUCAUGUCCCGAAUUUACAGUGCCCUCCACCAAGAGUGCCAUAUGCUGCUGUGAACGGGGAAGCUCUCAGGACUUUGUUGCAGAGUUAUGGCUAUGAGUUGGCAUUACAGUAUAUACAAAGUAGACAUAGGCACCAGCAGCAGAUUGCAACCCAAAUGAUAAAUAUGAGAAAUGAUUGUUCUGAUAUUCACAAAAUGGAAUUAUAUUCAGGGGAACAAAAAAAGUCAAUUGGAGCAGAUGAUGGAACUGUGCAAAGCUGUAAUAAGGAUAUCAAAAAUGAAGUUGAAGAAAUGCAGAGUUUCCGAGGGGAACAUAAUCAGGGCAAAUGUGAUGAUGAUAAUGAACAGGCAAACAAAGACAAAGAAUGCUGCGGAAAAGGAGAAAAGUGUAGAGAUUGCGGGAAGUUUUUUUCAGAUGCCAUGAUUUUAAAAAGUCACCAGGAAUACAUUCACAGACAAGUGCUUCCCACUGCUGCGCUAGAGAGGUUUUCCAGAGAAUACCGACUACAAUAUGAUCAAUUGUACCCCCUGAAAGAGAAAAUAUCUGGAGAGGAUUCAUCUCAGAGUACGCCAUUUACAAUUCCAGCUCCAUCCUCAGAAUCAGAACUCUUAUCUGAAGCAGAUAAGCCUCAAGUCAAAACAUUACCUCUGUCCUCAUUUUCGGAUUCUGGAAAGAAAACAUCUGCUACAGCUGAAGAUCCAACAACUGCCUCUGAACCCUCUCCUCCGCAUUCUUCUCAACCUCAAAUAUAUCCCCAAAGAGAGGCACCCCUUACAAGCACUUCAUCUUCUGUUACUUCUCAAAACACAUCACCAGCGAUUUCCAUGUCUGUUCCCUUACCAAAAAUACCUAUGCUUCCUCUGUCCCAGCUUUCGAUUCCCCCAUUGACUUUACCCAAGCUUCCCAUACCCCCGAUUCCUUUUCCGAUGGAGCUACCGCUCAUUCCUCCAGUAGUGAUGCAGUCUGUGGGUCUCCAGCCCCAAACUUGGUUAGACUCGAGUGUGAACCCAGAGUUGGCAAAACUCUACCAGUCUCAACUGCUUGGGCAGCAGGCAUCUAUUAGUCCAGCAGUGAUUUCACAACCAUCUCAGCUAAGCCCGGCAUUGCUCAGCCAGCCUGCUCAAGUUAAUACUUUGCUGCUGAGUCAACCAGUUCAGAGCAGCUCCGUUUCAACAGGAGGGCAGCAACCCCAAAUCAGCCCAACAUUACUGGAGCAACAGCAGGGCAAGAGAACCCGGACUCGAAUAUCUGAGGAUCAGUUGACUAUUCUGAGAAAAAACUUUAAUAUCAACAGCCUCCCUAGUGAUGAGGAGCUAAACAAGAUAUCUGGUCAGUCUGGUCUACAACACAAAGUCAUCAAACACUGGUUUCGGAACACCCUUUUUAAAGAGCGCCAACGUGACAAGGACUCACCAUAUAAUUUCAAUAACCCCCCAACCACAGCCCUUGAGGAGUCCAGAGAGGAAGUCACACAGACACUGUCUCCACCCUCACCACCACCGACAGACAUGUCCCAUCAAACCCAGUCAACUGACAUCCAAAGAAGCAAUACCCACAGGGGGAGGCGCUCUUCUCGAACCCGUUUUACAGAGAAACAGCUGGAUAUGUUGCAGGGGGUGUUUGAAACAACUCCCUAUCCUAGAGAGGAGGAAUAUGACAGGCUUUCAGCCCUGUUGUCUCUCCCGAACAGAGUCAUUGUGGUAUGGUUCCAAAAUGCUAGGCAAAGAGCCCGCAAGAGCCAGGACAGAGGGGCCGAUGACGAAAUAGAGGGGACGAGCCAGCUUGACAUUCUUAGAAAGAGAGACGGAUACUACAAGAAUGAUGAUACUGAGGGGAACAGCAAUGGGGAUGAAGGGCAAAGUGACUCUCACAAUGAAAAUUCCAUGGAUCUGACAUAUGAGUACUAUACCCAUCCAGACUCCCCUGCCCCUGAUUUUUCUACUAUUUACACAGAAAGCGAGCCUCUGCUGGGCACUGAAGAAUUAAGAUCUAGUGCCAAGAAACAAGAAAACAAAACAGCCACUCCUCAGACUAGAAAAAAUGCUAAAAAAGAAAGUACAGAUAUGAACGCUGACAGCAAAGAAAUAGUGCAAGCAAUGAAACGUGUGUCCUCCUCAGAAGCUGAGAAUCUGAUCGAACCUCCGCGAGAAAGUUCAGCAGAAAGACCCCAGCCUCACCCUUCUGCCCUCCCGCAAAGCACAGUACAGAAGAGCCCAUCAAUGUCUCGUGCGAGCCAGGAGCAUAUCGAGAGUUCAACCCCAGAUAAAGUUGUCGAAAAACCUGCAGUUACAUCACCAAGCCUACCUUCGUCUCCAGAGUCUGAAAAUAACCACACUCUGCAGCCUGACACCUCCUCCCGUCUAUCCACUGAGACUCAGUCACUAAACCAACUCCCAGUCCCAAACCCGUUUCAGUGCAAUAUAUGCCCAAUGUCCUUGCCAUCAUUCCAGAUAUGGCAAGAACAUCAGACAAGGCACCUCCUUGCGGCUCAGUCGCAGGUCCAACUCCUUCAUUCUGGUUUCACAGAAAGAACCUUGCCAUACAUGAUGCUCCACUCCAACCAUUCCCUGAUGGCCAGCCAAAUGCUCUCAGGUGCUAUGACACAGUUGCACCCCAAUGCCACAAGUCCCAUGAUUUCACACAUAAAUAACACACAAGUUAAGAACUCACUCGCUGACCUGUCUCAGAGUUCCUUGAACCAGAACUCAAAGCUAAUGUCAGAGGGCAGUUUUGAUGUUCAAAGGUAUAGCAGAGAGGCUGAGGAAGAGCAUAGAAGGGACAAGCGUCAGAGAACCACCAUCACCCCAGAACAGCUUGAAGUGUUGUAUCAGCGUUACAGCCUGGACUCCAACCCCACCAGAGGUGUCCUGGAGGGCAUUGCACAGGAUGUGGGCCUCACAAGAAGAGUGGUUCAGGUCUGGUUUCAAAACACACGGGCAAGAGAGAGAAAAGGGCAGUUCAGGUCAAUGGGGCCAGGAUCAAGUUUCAGCAUGGGCUUGAACCACCUCCGCUGUCCAUUUUGCAGGGCUCUCUUUAAGGUGAAGAGUGCCCUGGAUGCCCACAUGAGAUCACGCCACUGGGUAGAGGCUGAAAGAGCGGGCUACAACUUAUCAAUGAGUAAUGGAUCCAGCGGGCCCAACGAGCUGGCUAUGUCUUCUGUCAUGGACAAACCAGGCCCAUCUAUCUCCUGUAACUUUGUCCCAAACACUGGCAUUGCCAUCAGCAACAAAGAGCAAACAGUGAAGCCACCCCUUACUUUUCUGUCUUCAACCAAUGAUCUGAACAACCCAGAGGAGUAUGAUGACUUUGAGGAAGAUGAUGAGGAGUUUCAAUGUGAAGAGGGUUCAAGUAUGGUUGACCAGGGGUCUCUGAGUCCAGAGGGAUCAGGGGGUCCAAGUUCGGACUGGGGUGAGACUCUACAGCAACACCACCAUCAGCAGCAACGCCAAAGGACACAGAUGAGCCACUUCCAAGUACUCCAGCUUAGAGACUUCUACAAGAGCCACCGGACACCAAAUCGACAUGAGUGUGAGGCACUUGGCCGGGAAUUGGGUCUUCCUCACCGUGUUGUACAGGUAUGGUUUCAGAAUGCCAGAGCCAAGGAGAAGAGGGCAAGAACCUUGAGCUCCGACUCUGCAGAAAGAGAGCAAGCUGAGCUGACAGCAGGCGCAGGGGAGAGAGACCGGGCUUAAAGAGGGUCCCUUUACGUUAUUCUACUAUGCCCUUAAAACUCACGUCUACUGUCAACUUCUUAAACAAAACUUCACAUUGCUGCCAAAUCUGUUUCCUGAGCACCCCAAAGAUGCAGAGCCACCGUGGCCCAAAGAGAACCCUUUUCAGCUGAAAGUAAGCCCAAACCAUGCCCUUUUUGCGCCAACUUUUCUUCUUUUUUUAAUUGCUCUCCCGGACGCGGUCUGUCUUUCCUUGUUGCCCCUAUUCUUGUUGUGUCAGACACCUUUCUACAACCAAACUCUGAUUGGAAAACAAUAACAACAAUGCCACAUAGGCCAAAGAGCAUUCUCCAAGUAUGUGACCUCACUGCCUGGCUAGACCUGCAGUCUACCUCUCAGUCACCACGACAGACUCGAUGUGGGCCCCGUCAACCAGACAGUAGGACUAGCAGUGUAGCAUUUAGUGCUGGUCUUCAAAAGGCUGAAAGAGGAACCGUCAAAGAAAUUUUAGUGUAAAUAGUGUUCCAAAAGAUAAACUUGAAAAAAAAAAAAAAAAAAAAACAGUUAACGAUGGAAGAUGAGGAGAAAACUAAGUAAUAUCCUGUAAUAGAUGGUGGUAUUUCCAUUGAGCUUUUGUAAAGACUGACUCAGAUUCCAAAGCUCGUAACCAAAAUUUUACGUCUGUCAUUCCAUCGUGUUUUCGGUAACAAACUGCAGAGCUGACGUCUGUACGGUGAAGGGUAAGAGCCCUGCACCAGGCACAGGAAAAGAACAAACCAUUGGACUGAUAUAGUGCCAGUGUGCAGCUCCACCCACCACAAGCCAAUGAUGACUCUUCUGUUGUACAUGGACACCUUCUAUGUUCCUUUUGUGGAUAAUAGUCCAAAUAGCACAGAACAGAAAGGCAAGUUUGCCCUGAAAGGGACAAACUAUUUUUAUAGCACUCAACCAUAAUACUGUAUAUGAUCACUUUAACCAAACUCAAAUUUACAUUUUGUGUGUGUGUGUGUGUGUGUGUCUAGUAAUAGUUUCUUAAUAUAAAUCUUAUAAAUUUGAGAUCAACUGUCUUGCUUCGGUAUAAUAGUGUCAUGAUUAUGAAAAGAUUGUGACAGCUUUGAUAUGUUCAGGUAAGGAUUAACUGCCUUUCUGUUCUUUGAAUAUACCAAUGGCUUACUGAUGUUGUGUGACAAAUAUAAAGCUUUCUACGCUCAGGUCAGCAGCUCAAUAUGGCUCCACCUCCAAUGUGAACCCUACAUUUUCUGUCUCUAAAGCGGAAGGGGCACAGUUUAGGUUGGGACAAAGUGUUACAUCGAUAAAAACAUCUGUGUAUGUCAAAGAUCUGAGCUUUUCACCUCAAAUAGAUUGUUACAGAAAAACUUAUUGAAACUAAAGUGUUUAAUAGCGUGAGGGGUAAAUGUACAGUAUUUAGCUUUUGUAUGGUUGACUCAAGACUUCAUUGGAUGUUUGAGACGCAGCUCCUGUUUCUACACACCGACAAGGAGCUUCUGCGCUAAGCGGAGGAAAAACGUAAUGAUGGAUGUUAUCGAUGUUAUUUUUGUACACUUAAUUUAUUUUCCCUUUACUC